This is a messenger RNA of Pogonomyrmex barbatus (red harvester ant), 2446 nucleotides long. Its product is annotated as mpv17-like protein. NCBI's taxonomy places the organism in Eukaryota, Metazoa, Arthropoda, Insecta, Hymenoptera, Formicidae. Gene Ontology annotation, cellular component: membrane; cytoplasm; mitochondrion. The record is from RefSeq and is a predicted model, not a curated record.
GUAAUAUUAUUAAAAAUAAUAAUAUAAUAAUAUAUUAAAAUGAUAUAUUUAAAAAAAUAGCAUUGUUACACAUAAGAAAAACUCUCAUCACUAGUCUUCUCUCCGAAAUCGAUCGUCUCACAUUAUGAAAAAACAGAAAUGAGAAAUAGGAAAAAUAUUAAGUAUGAAUAUGUAUCAAUUUCAAGCCCAAAACUAUAAAUCCUGAACAACACUUCAUUAUAUGUUGUAUAUAACAGCAUGAAGCAAGUCUUCGUCAAAAACAUUGAACUUUUGUAACAAAUCAAUUACAUGCACAUGAUGUUGUAUUCUAUCAAACGCUGCGAUGUGAUUAGAAUGAAUGUAUAUUGCGCGUAUUACGCGCGAAUUCGACAUUUUUAAAUAUUUUAUUAUAUAUGUAUUCAUAUCUUUAUUGUUGAUAAUGCAUAUACAUUCGCUUAUAUUUAUGUACAGUACAUCUUCUUUAUCGCGUGACACGCAGAAUCAUUAAAUCAAUUGUAUUUCUUAAUACAACUCGCAUAUACAUACAUAUUUCUCUCUUUCUUUCAUGUCUGAUUAUAUUGUCUGAAUAUAUGACCACAGAAUGCUGGUUGAUUCGUUUUCUGUGACGAGUCAGACGUGAGCGCGCGAUCGCGGGUACCAAUUUAUCGACUCCUUUCGUCGAGCUUUCUACGUUACCAGGAAGGUGCGCAGCAGACGACGGGCUAUUAUGCAAUGCGAUCGAUUCAACGGAAAAGCACGUAUCGGCGGAUGACGUAUAUCAAGGACAGAUAAGAAUGGACUGACUGAUUUCGUCAUCAUCAUCUUCGUCAGCAUGUGUUCCGUCAACGUCAGGGAACUCCGCCGCAGCUGCCGUUAGUCGACCGCAUCACGUUGUAAUAAAAGCCACGCGAGAUCUCCAGAUGCAACGAUCCGACAUAUCCGGUGACGCACACGCACGCAGCACAAAUUCGAACGUAGCUCUAGCGCGUUUUUCAAGAAACGACUCCAUAUUCUUACGUUUGUUCUUAGUGACGUUGCGAAAGGUAACUGUCUCGUGUCGAUUCUACAGACUGAACACCGAAAAUGCGUAUCAUAUUCGUAAAAUUUCGCGAGAUCUCGCAGAAAUACCCAAUCGUUCGAGGCAUGGCGUCUUAUUCAAUUAUAUGGCCAACUGCUUGCCUGCUGCAACAGAAGAUAAUGGGAAAGGAAGAAUUUAAUUAUGCAGAAGCUAUACGAUAUAGUCUGUACGGUAGUCUUUAUGUAGCGCCUACACUGUAUUGUUGGUUGAAAUGCGCGUCUUACUUCUGGCCUAAAACAAAUUUAAAGUCUGCAAUUACAAAGGCUUUGGUUGAGCAAGUUACAUAUAGUCCUGCAGCCAUGUGUUCCUUUUUCUUUGGCAUGAGCCUUCUUGAAUUAAAGCCAGUUUCGGAAUGCAUCGACGAGGUCAAAAUUAAAUUCUGGCCAACAUACAAGGUUGCCAUUUGCGUAUGGCCAAUUCUACAAACUGUCAAUUUUCUAAUCCCGGAACGUAAUCGCGUUGUGUAUGUCAGUGUAUGUAGUUUAAUCUGGACAUGUUUCCUUGCAUACAUGAAAACUUACGAAAGCAAACAGAAACAGAAGGAGAUUAUAGACAUAAACGUGAAUCCCAAGAUGAUAUUAGAAAGUAAAGCACAAACUACGCACAACGAGAGAUCCAGUCAUAUGCAGAUUCCUUUACUACGAUGAAAGUUUUAGGAAAUUGACGCCAUUAGAUUAAUUUACUUGUAUAUAGUCUAGGUCUUUUGCAAUUGGAAGUUAUAUUUAUAUUUUAUACUGUAUAACGCGUUUCACACAUAUGACAUCUGUGAUAUUCACAGUACAAAAAUAUUCACAGUACAAAAAUAUUACUCGCUUCUUCGCAAGUACGUGUUAAUACAUGGUAAUGUAUUAAUAAUAUUUAAAAGAGAAUUGUAAGAAUUUUUAAAUGAAAAUAUAAUAUGAUUGACAAUAAAUAUAUUUGGCAUACCGAUUGUUAAUAGUAAUAUUAAAAAUACAGUAUGAAAUUUUAGAUGAACUUAAGUAAAUAUCAAAAUUAUCUAAAUGUAAAUUAUCUUUUUUUUUUAAAUCUUUUUAUGAUUUCUUCCUUUACCAAAUAUUAAAGUAACAGAAAUCCUACAUUAUCAACAAUAUGUAACAGGAAUGAUAAAAUUGGUAGUAGAGAUUCAAACUCUAAUCAGCACAGAUGAUAACUAUAAAAAUGCAAUUUUAAAUAAAAUUAAAUAGAGCAAAUUAUAAAUAUAUAUGUAUUUAAGAAAUAUAUUUAAGGAACAAUAAUAAAUUAAUAUAAUUAUUUAAAAUUUUAACAGUCAUGCGUGGUUAUGCGACUUCCAUAAGAUCGUCGGUCUUUAAGUUUUAUUGGUGCUGAUUUAUGUUAUGUAUCUCAUUUUAUAUUUAAAACUAUAUUAUAAGAAAAAUGUAAAUAAAUAUU